Messenger RNA from Ananas comosus (pineapple), 1929 nucleotides. RefSeq names its product heparanase-like protein 1. The record is from RefSeq and is a predicted model, not a curated record. The transcript has 9 exons. Lineage: Eukaryota; Viridiplantae; Streptophyta; Magnoliopsida; Poales; Bromeliaceae. Gene Ontology annotation, cellular component: plant-type cell wall; membrane. Gene Ontology annotation, molecular function: beta-glucuronidase activity. Bases 1 to 1593 code for a protein of 530 amino acids.
AUGGGGUUAAAAGGAGCAUUUUUGCUCCUCUUCUCUGUGCUCUGCACCAUCUCUCUAAGCUUGGGAGAUGAUGUCACCGUGACCGUCAGAUCGGUCACCACCAUCGGACGUACGGAUGACAACUUGGUGUGCGCGACGCUGGAUUGGUGGCCGAAGGAGAAGUGCAACUACGGGGUUUGUCCAUGGACUAAUGCUUCCAUCAUUGACAUGGAUCUCUCAAAUCCAGCUCUUGUCAAUGCUAUCAAAGCUUUUAACCCCUUGAGGCUUCGGCUUGGAGGGUCACUCCAGGAUCAAAUAAUCUACAAAACUGGAAAAUAUUAUCCGAGGUGUCAAAGUUUCCGGUUGGACCCGAAGUCGCUGUUCGGGUUCACAUCAGGUUGCCUCACCAUGGACCGGUGGGACGAGCUCAAUCAAUUCUUCAAUGAAACUGGAGCUGUAAUAACAUUUGGAUUGAAUGCACUGAUUGGGAGGAGAAGGGCUUCAAAGGAUGGGCUCUAUGUAGGCAACAUGAACCCUACUAAUGCUUACAACUUGAUGAAAUAUUCCCUCUCAAAGGGUUACAAAAUCGAUUCUUGGGAACUCGGAAAUGAGCUCAGUGCAGGUGGAGUUUCCGCGAGGGUUAACGGAGUGCAGUACGGGGAGGACCUGAUCAGAUUGAAGGAGCUUAUGAACAGAUUGUAUGCGAAAGAGGCGAAUCCUCCGAAGCUUAUGGCCCCUGGUGGCUUCUUUGAUGCUAAAUGGUUUGCUGACAUGCUCCAAACAUCAGGGCCUAAUGUUGUUGAUGUGGUUUCGCAUCAUAUCUACAACCUCGGCGCAGGUGUUGACAAGGACCUAAUAUACAAGAUGCAAGAUCCCUACUUCUUGUCUGAGGUAGCUGAGACAUACAAGGAUCUUGAGGUCACCAUUCGCGAUUACGGCCCGUGGAGCUCUCCUUGGGUCAGCGAGUCCGGGGGCGCUUUUAACAGCGGAGGCAAGGAUGUGUCGGACGCGUUCGUCGACAGCUUCUGGUAUUUGGAUCAGCUUGGAAUGGUCUCUACUUUUGGCCACAAGGUGUUCUGUAGACAAGCUUUGAUAGGAGGAAACUAUGCACUCCUCAACACAACUACAUUUGCUCCUUUCCCAGAUUACUUCAGUGCUUUGCUGUGGCACCGAUUAAUGGGUUCGCGAGUUCUCGGGACUUCUCACAACGGCUCGCCGUAUCUUCGAUCCUACACUCACUGCUCCAAAGGAAAGUCGGGAGUAACUGUACUGUUGAUCAAUCUGUCGAACUCGACUUCCUUCGACGUGUCGGUUGUCGGAGACAUGAACUUGUAUCCACCUGUAGUCACACAAUCUAUUGAAUCAUCAUCAACAUCAGCAUCAUCAAAUGGAGGACAAGGAGGACAAAGAGAGGAGUACCAUCUGACCCCUCAAGGUGGUGACCUCAAGAGCAAAGUUAUGCUACUAAACGGCACGCCUUUGACGGUCGGCAGCAACGGCGAGAUCCCCAACCUGAGCCCUUCGGUUGCUGACGGUUCAGCCCCCGUACACGUCGCUCCGCUGUCGAUCGUCUUCGCGCGGUUCAAGGACUUCAAGGCCCCUGCAUGUUCUUGAGUGGUGAGAGCUUGUCAGUAGUCUCUGCAAAGAAGAGAGUGAAGAGUUGUUCGAAUUGGCGAACUAGAAUAAGUUCUUUUUCUCCAUGUUUGGUUCUCCGAAGUCGGAGAGUAUAGCUUUGUUUUUCUUUUUUCUUUUUUUUUUUUUUCUUAGAGUAGUAGUAGAGAGCUAGUGUGAGCAAGUGUUUUAUGGUGUGGUGAGUCAUGGUUGAACUGUUUGGUAAACUUUUGUGCAGCAAAUAAGGGUUAUGGCAGCAAAGGGACAUCCAAUAUAUAAGAUGAACUUCAGCAUCUCUCUCUAUCAUUCAUAUCUAAUAUCACAAUUGUGAUUUGUUAA